GGGUAUACGUGACGUUGACGUUUUUGCAGUAGACCGACGUUAGCAUAAUGAAUGUAUAGUUUCUGAUCUUAUACCGAAAAUGAAUAAAGCUAUAGAGAUCUCAGAAUAUGAACUCGAGAUACAAAAAAAUAUUGAGGAAAGGAAAAAAAUGUUUGAAAUGCUUCAAUUGAACAGUGCCAAACAGGCAUUGGUCGAUGUAACGGUCAAAGUCAAACCGGUUAAAACCUCCAAACGUAAUUUGGAAAUCGAUAGUUUUUCUGACAGCGCAAGAAAGUUGCCCAAUAAAGGAAAGAGUACUCAAUUCGGUGUGAAGAAACAUUGGUAUGAGUUGAGUAUAAUGAUGUUUUACAAAUUUUCCGAAGAAACCAAAAAAGUCCAACCUCAUGGCAAACAAGAUGUAAUUGGUUCAUGCAUAUUUUGUGGAAAAGAAAUUACAGGUCAGAUCAUUUUGAUUAGGAAUUGGAAAAAUCACCUUCAGAAUUGUCAUCAAGACAUUCCAGAAUGGAAAGAAUACAUUAAAAAAACUCUAGAAAUAAAGGAGCAGAGAAGGAGAAACUCAUCUGGUUUGGUACCUUCAUCUUUUAUGUCAAUGCAGAAACAAAGAGUACAACAUACACUGGGAUCCCAUACAUUAUCCCCACAGCCUCUACUUAGGAUGUCCACCACCCACUGUUUAAAAGAAGUAAGAGAUAUGACGUCAAGUCCUUCUCUUCAGGAAUCUUUUAAGCAAAGAAAGACAUCACCCCUUCUGUCCUUAGCCCUUAAAGAAGAGUCUGUUGCCUUUUCCCGACCGGAUUCUACUAUAUCUGAAUGCUGCAUGAUAGAAGAGACUGUUUUGCCGAACGUCAAGUCCGACUCGUCGUCAAUUCAUCGCACAAUACAGACUCGUGGACAAAGUAAAAGACUUGGAGCCCUUCAAGUUUCGAAGACUGGCCACUUGUUCAGUUGAACUGUUUAUUUAUUGAGGAACUUUUUGAGUAGUACGCUAUGAACGUACUCCAUGGAUGGUCAAACGCCGCAAGAUGAAAGUUUUCAUUAAUUUUUUACGUAGGCCCCCCCGUCCCAGAUUUUACCGUUAAAGGCAGCGCCCACUUUGUUUUUUCUUAUAAGGAAUUAAAACAUAAACUGUGCCAUAUUAAGUAGUGCUUUAACUGAUUUGUUCUUUCAGAAAAGUUCCGCUCCAAUUCGGAUGAUUGUACCACUCUUUAUUCAUAUCGUAGCAUAUAUUUGUGUGUAUCUUAGUGUGACUGUAUCAAAGGAUGAUGGGCAAACACGGUUAAUCUGUAGAAUGACAAGUUGUGCGCAAAAGAUUCUGGCCAUCCCCAAAUUAAUUCACUCUUUCAAUAAUUGUCACUUGGUGAGGAGAUAAUCAUUUAUUGUUAUAAACCUUUCCAUGGAGCUCAUAGGUUCCGAAAUCGA
Messenger RNA from Daphnia pulicaria, 1419 nucleotides. RefSeq lists its product as uncharacterized. NCBI's taxonomy places the organism in Eukaryota, Metazoa, Arthropoda, Branchiopoda, Diplostraca, Daphniidae. The transcript has 6 exons. The record is from RefSeq and is a predicted model, not a curated record. The coding region runs from base 80 to 949 and encodes 289 amino acids.